AUGUCAUUAGGACCUUUACCUGUCUGUCAAUGCCCCAUUUACUUGAAUGGAUCUCAGAAUGGGGCUGAUUUCAAUCCCUAUUCACAUAGGUUUGUUAGUGACUGUCCUCAUGAAAGAUUUGCAAAGAAAAUCAGACAUCCCCUCUGUGGACAAAGUUGUCAUUCUUCCUCUCAACCGUCUAGAUUUGGGAGUGACACCAAGAAGCAAGACCUGUAUCUUUUAGGGAAUGACAUCCUUGUACUACCUGAGGAGAAUAACAGUUAUGUUGAUUCUUUUCCAAGCUGUCAGCCUAGGUCUGAGGAUGGUGUAUUGUCUGAAGAUGCCUCUAGUCAGGCCAGUCCUCUGAGAUAUCAAGCUGUACAAGAACUACUGAAGCAGUUUUCUGGGAACAAGCAAGAUCAUGCCCAUGAAGUGUCUUCAGGAAACUUUAAGGAACAGGUGGUUAUAAAAUUCAGAAGAGCUCUUUAUUUUUCUGGGCUUCGGGUAUUAUAUGUCAGGGGUGGUGGAUUCUAUAGGCACAUUUCAGCAGAUUACUUCUUGAGAAACCCAAACUGUCUACAGCGAUUAAUUCCAUGGUUGAAACGUGAGCUGAUAACUAUUUAUGGUGAAUAUGGAUACACAGCAAAAAUUAUCCUCACUACCAUCCUCCAAAACAUGACAGCACAUGAUCUAGACAGGCAGAUCUUUUCUGAAAUCUUGGGACCCUUUUUCUUGCAAUACACCGAACACUUCUUACAUGAGUUCAUCAGUUUUGCUCAGUCACCUUUUAGCAUGAAAAAGUAUGACCAGCGAGCCAUUUAUGAGUGUCCUUCUCCUUCAAAUGGAAGGGGAAAUCUGUUCACUAUCUCACCUACUAAUGACAAAUUGGCUUUACCAGCACUGGAAAAUUAUGUAGAGAUGACCAAAAUUAUUCAUGACUCAUGGAAUAAAGAAGUAUUGCCUCACUCAAGCUCAAAGCAUAAUAUGACAUCUGAGUCAUCUUCCGUGUCACCUGAAGGAAAUCUAGCAAAGCCUACUAAGACCAGAAAUGCACAUCACCUUAGGACCCAAACUAUGUCAGAGUCAGGAGACAGCAAGGGUGCAAUUUCAUCACAGAGUUGCAUCCACAUUGCUCAUCUUAAAUCAAUGGGUGGGGAUGCCAUAGGAUUGCUAGAAUCACCCUCUAGAGUGAGAUAUACUUCUGAAGAAAAAAAAGAAGAGAGGAAGCUGCAGCUUUAACAGGACAACUGUUUAGGAGACAAUAGAGCAAAUUACUCUGUAUCUGAUAUUUCAACCCCCUCAAAUUCUAGCCUACAGAAAAAAAAAAAAUUGUUUACUAGUUGUCAGCCAAUGAAGACCCAGGAGAAAGAAUCAGAAAAGAACAAAAAUCCAGAUUCCUUUGAUAAGAUCUUUCAAAGAAGCCCACCCAUGAUGAAGGAAACACAACAACAUUUGUUUGGGAACUCAUUCGAAAAGAAAGACCAAGCUUGGAGUUACUAUUCAGAGAAUGUCUAUUCUCAUAGAAGGCCCAUUAAGAAAGGCCAGAGAGAACAGGCCUUCAGGAAGAAGAGGCUGAAAUGUCAACCAUCCUGCCAAGAUGGAGAACUAAGUUCAUACCAUUAUAUAAGGCUGAAAAGUCCACAGAUCAGGGCCUAUAAAAAUUGUCUUAAACAAGGGCUACCUCAAAGCACUGAAGACAUACCACAUUUGACUCAUCGCCCUAAAAAGAGAAGGUCAAGAAGCAAAGAUCAGAGUAAUGGGGGCUUAAGCUAUACAAGUGAACCUUUAUUGACUAUAUCCUGUGAAGUUCAGGAAGGUGAUAAAGGAAGUGAUGAUUACCAACCGUUUAGAAGAAUUAUUCUAGCUAAUACAAGAGAGUUUAUUAGUACAGGGGGGAGAGCCCAGAAUCUUUGCAAAAGAGAAAAAGCUUUAAGAGUAAAAAGCCCCAACAUCUGCCUCUAUCCUGAGAAACACAGACAAAACUGUCAGUGCAUGAAGAUGUCAGGGACAGUGUGUGUAGGUGGUAUCUCAUCACACCAUGAAAAGAUAGGUAAGAAAAGAAGAUUCAAAUGCCAACAUUCGGAGAAGGAAAAUAAUGAAACAAUGCCUAACUCAUUGCCCACUCCAGUUCAAAUGCACCAAAUCCAGUUGUCUACAUCCUGCUACAUACUGGGGCUCCCUAAACAAUUUGUCAGCCCUAUAGCCCAAGCUUCCAAAGAUGCCAUGGGUCAUACUAAGAAGAGAAAGGAAAAAUGUGACCAGAAAGUUGAAGGCGGAGAUUAUUUUAGUAGCAGAAUCUAUGAGAACAAAUAG
This is a messenger RNA of Vombatus ursinus (common wombat), 2292 nucleotides long. RefSeq names its product E3 ubiquitin-protein ligase Topors-like. Lineage: Eukaryota; Metazoa; Chordata; Mammalia; Diprotodontia; Vombatidae. The transcript has a single exon. Gene Ontology annotation, molecular function: ubiquitin protein ligase activity. Gene Ontology annotation, biological process: protein polyubiquitination; protein monoubiquitination. The record is from RefSeq and is a predicted model, not a curated record.